Molecule: messenger RNA, 3156 nt
Organism: Linum trigynum
Lineage: Eukaryota; Viridiplantae; Streptophyta; Magnoliopsida; Malpighiales; Linaceae
Source: the annotation of a GenBank genome assembly
AUAAAUCAUGACUAGUUAAUUAUAAUAUGAAAUUUCAGCUUCAUAGAAAUUGUACACUGCCUUGUUAAUAAAAAAUUGUGACCUUUGUUACUCAUAAUGAAGAAGAUGACAAAUUGCGAGCCAUCAUUAGAUAUCAUUGAAAGCUAGAAGUAGUUGUCUGAACUAAAAAUUGUUCAAUGUAUCACAGUUUUAGGCAACAAUAAAAAAAAAAAAAACAGUUGAUUCUUCUUCUGUUUCUCAACUUUCUAAAACAAACAACAAAAUUAUAUUUCUCAUAAAAAUUCAAUUUUAAGUGAUGUUUUGAUAACAAAAUAUUAGUCGUUUAGGAUUUUUAUUUUCUCAAGAAGUUUUCAUUUUCUCUAAAUAUUUUACGAAAAUAGGAGAAACCCUAAAUCUCCACCCAGAAUUCCUGCAUUGUCAGAAUCAUUGUUCUUUUGUAUUGUCACCAGCAUCAGAUAGUCUUUUUUGGUCAAUGCUGUGAUUUCUGGUUUUGAUAUUCAUUGAUAUUUUGUAAAGAUUCAGGGUUCUAUUUUUUUUUUCCUUCCUUUUUGACAUUUUUUUUUGCAUCACAUCAAAUUGGGUGAAUUCAAUUCCUAGACAAUCAACAACGAGGAAAUGACUCUUGUUGCCAGGUGAUACUGAUCGCAAGAUUCCAUUGCUAAGUGGAAGGAAAGCCUCAGGAAAUGUUAAACCUGGGGUUUCCAUAAUGAAUGUUGAGGAAGAAGAACAAUAUUUUUCUACCAUCAUUUCUUCAUUAAUGGUUGAUCAUCAUCAAAAUUGGCUCUCUCAUACGGAUUCCGAAGUUUCUGGUGCGAGAUUAUGGGCUGUAUAUGCUUCAAAGGAGCUCAAGAACAAGAUUUAAGCCCCUCUCAUAACAACAACAACAACAACAACAACGAUAAGGAUCAAAGCAAUUUGAAUGAUAAAUCCUCUAACCAACUUGUUGCUCCGACGCCUUGCAAGACAGAAGCAUACCACGAUCAUGAUCCAUCCAACUACUCGUCCCGAAGCGCCAGCAAAAGAGGGUCUAGGUACGGUUCGCGACAAUCAUCGAGAGUCUCGCAUUACAAUCCUAAUGCCAUUGGGAUUGGCAAGAACAGCAACAAUGGCAGCGUGGGGGACCGAAUCUUCGUCAAUGAGAACAAGCUCGUCUCGAAAUCAGCUCGACAUCACCAGAGGGGCACGACGAUGGACCUCUCGAACGGGAGCAACUUCUUCUACCUGCCUCGCAUGUCGAGAACUUUCAGCAUGCCAGGUGAUGGUGAUGGAGAGAUUGACCCAGGAUGGCCUCAAUGGCUGACCUCAGUUGCUGGUGAUGCUGUUAGAGGUUGGCUGCCGCGGCAGGCCACCUCGUUCGAGAAGCUAGAAAAGAUUGGACAAGGGACUUACAGCACAGUGUAUAGGGCAAGAGACCUUCAAACAGGGAAGAUCGUAGCGAUGAAGAAAGUGCGGUUUGUGAACAUGGACCCUGAAAGUGUUCGAUUCAUGGCGAGGGAGAUCAACAUCUUGAGGAAGCUUGACCACCCAAAUGUGAUGAGGCUUGAGUGCAUUGUGACUUCCAGGAUGUCAGAGAGCUUGUACCUCGUCUUCGAGUACAUGGAACACGACCUUACCGGGCUUGCAACGAGACCCGGUGUGAGGUUCACUGAGCAACAGAUAAAAUGUUACAUGCAGCAGCUUCUCCGGGGGCUUCAGCAUUGCCAUGACUGUGGGAUUCUGCAUCGCGACAUCAAAGGAUCGAACCUCCUGAUCAACAACAACGGAGUUUUGAAGAUUGGAGAUUUCGGAUUGGCCAACUUCUAUCGUGGUUCGCAGCAGCAGGGUUUGACGAGUAGGGUGGUGACACUGUGGUAUAGGGCGCCAGAGCUCUUGCUUGGUGCCACACAGUAUGGAGUUGGGAUAGACCUCUGGAGUGCUGGUUGCAUACUUGCUGAGCUCUUUGCUGGGAAGCACAUCAUGCCUGGAAGAACAGAGGUGGAGCAAAUGCACAAGAUAUUCAAGCUAUGUGGCUCACCAUCAGAAGAGUACUGGCAGAAGACAAAGUUCCCACAUGCAACAAGUUUCAAGCCUCAACAGCCUUACAAGCGCUGUGUUGAAGAGACAUUCAUCAAAUUCCCGCCUUCAGCACUGGCUCUUGUAGAUCAGUUGUUGUCCAUCGAGCCGGAAGCUCGAGGAACGGCUGCUUCUGCCCUUGAAAGCCAGUUCUUCAAUACAGAGCCAUUCCCUUGUGAUCCUUCAAGCCUACCCAAGUAUCCUCCAAGCAAGGAACUUGAUGCCAAAACCAGAGAAGAGGAAGCAAGGAGAAAAAUGGCAGAAGCCAUCAAGAUGAGGGGACCUGAAUCAGCUAAAGGCCAAAGAAAUGAUAGAGAUUCUUUACCUGGUAAAGGGCAAGGGAAAGCAACAAGCAGCAAUAGCCAUAACUACGAGGAUGAAGCUAAUGGAGGUUACAGGGUUGAGCCUUUAGCAGCAGGAGGAGGGAUGGUGAUGAUCAGGCCAAAUGUUGGUGCUGGUGGUAGCUACACUCACUCAUCUUCCAUGAUUCAUCCAAGUCUUACCAACAAGAACGAUUUCUCCACCGCGAGCACUGUGAGAAGCCGGAACAACAGCACCAUGUCGGAGCUCAGGACACAGCAAUCCAUGGCGUCCCAACCAACAGUGGACAUGACAGUCACCUGGAGGAAGAACGGUAACAGAAAUGGCGGCUCAUCAUUCAACAUCAAAGACUCUUCAGUGGUGUACGUGCCUCCAAGGAAGAACAGGAUCCAUUACUCUGGCCCUCUGAUGCCUGCAGGAGGCAACAUGGAAGAGCUUCUGAAGGAGCACGAGCGACAAAUUCAACAAGCUGUUAGGAAAGCAAGAUCUAAAGACAACCUUAUAGACGAGGAUCAUAAUAGUAGCUACGGAGGAUGAUGAUCAUGUGCAUAAAAGGCAAACAUAACAAAGAUGAAAAGAAGAACCAGACUUUCAGCCCUUCAGAAAAAGCAAGUAGUCAUAGGAGGAGAGAACAGAAUAGAACCUUAACAACAACGGCGGUAAGAAGAUUGGUAGAAGCUGGCCUUGAAGGACUCUUGUGGGACAAGAAACUAAAGGAGGGUUGAAAUGGUGUUGUCUGGAUGUGGUUAAACCCACAAGAUGAAAUAAGGACAUGAAGAUUCC